Molecule: messenger RNA, 3457 nt
Organism: Dioscorea cayenensis subsp. rotundata (Guinea yam)
Lineage: Eukaryota; Viridiplantae; Streptophyta; Magnoliopsida; Dioscoreales; Dioscoreaceae
Product: trihelix transcription factor GTL1-like
Source: RefSeq, a predicted model, not a curated record
UUAAUUUGCAUGUAUUUCCAUAUUCCUUUUUAUUUUAUUUGGGAAAAAAAAAUUAUUUAUAAUUUUAUAUUUAUAUUUAUAAUUUUAAUUUUUAUGCCAGCACUCACUCGUAGGGCUUCCCUUUCUCUGCUGUCUUUCCAGUUGUCCAAGCUUCCAUCUUUUUCACCCCCUUCAUGUACUGAUAUCCUUUUCCAAUUUCCGAUUCCUCCAAUCCCACCACUUCCCUCCCUUCCUCGCUCGCUCCUUCCUUCUCUAACAACCCAACCCUAGAAGGGAAUCAAUCAUUCAAUCAAUCUCCCUCUUCUUCUUCUUCUUCAUCAUCAUCAUCUCUUCUUACUAGUAUUUUGCCCUAGUACUUGCUGUUGUUGCUGUUGCUGUUGCUGUAGUUGUAACAGUAGUAGAAGCAGCAGCAGAACUGCGUAAUCUUGGAAUUAUGCAGCAAGGAGGGGGGUCCCAGUACGGGGUUCCCCCGCCGCCGGGAAUGCCUUCCUUCGGCGCAACCGCUGAAGCGGCGUCGCCGAUCAGUAGCCGGCCACCGCCAACUCGUUCUAUAAAUUUUGAGGAAUUAGGGCCGGCCGUGCCUGGGAACUUCCCUGAUGAUGAAGCCCUAGCUGCAGCAGGUGAAGAGGCUGACCGUGGUGGAGUUCCAGGUAACCGAUGGCCUCGCCAAGAGACGCUGGCGUUGCUGAAGAUCCGGUCGGAGAUGGACGCCGCUUUCCGAGAUGCCACACUGAAAGGACCUCUUUGGGAGGAGGUCUCCAGGAAGCUGGCGGAGCUUGGGUACGUGAGAAGUGGCAAGAAAUGCAAGGAAAAGUUUGAGAACGUACAUAAAUAUUACAAGAGGACCAAGGAAGGCCGCGCCGGCCGUCAAGACGGUAAGAGCUACCGUUUCUUCAGCCAGCUCGAAGCUCUUCACAGCAGCAGUACCAACACUACUACUUCCGCUGCUACUGCUACUGCUACUGCUACUACCACAACAUAUGCAACUGUUCCGUCAACUGCUGCUGUUGUAACACCGAGUUUAACAACCCCAGCCUCUAUCGGCUUAACCUCCGGCGGUGGCUCAUCUGGAAGGAUGCAAACACCACCACCACCACAACCACCACCGAUCCCCGCUGCGCCACUCACCAGCGCUUUCCCUCCUGGCAGCAUUAGCUUCUCAUCCAACAGCUCCUCCUCCUCGUCCUCCGAGUCUGAUGAUGAUGACACUGAAGAAAUGAUGAGAGAAGGAAGAAAGAGGAAAAGAUCUGAUGGUGGUGGUGGUGGUGAAAGUAGUAGAAAGAUGAUGGCUUUCUUUGAAGGGUUGAUGAAGCAAGUGAUGGAGAGGCAGGAGGCCAUGCAACAGAGAUUCUUGGAAACCAUUGAGAAGAGAGAACAAGAUCGGAUGAUCAGAGAGGAAGCUUGGAGGAGACAAGAGAUGGCCAGGCUUAACCGAGAGCAUGAGCUCAUGGCUCAAGAGAGAGCCAUGGCUGCUUCCCGUGAUGCUGCUGUCAUUGCCUUCCUUCAAAAGAUCAGUGGUCAGACCAUCCAGCUACCACAACCAUCUACUACCACUGCUGUUGUUACUCCACCACCGGCACCGACACCACCACCAGCACCGGCACCACCACCACCACAACACAACAUUGAGAUUAUAAGGCAACCACAACCACAGCCACCACCACAACCACCAGUGUCAUCAUCAGAGCUGGUGCUAGUGCCGGAGCCGUCUCAUGAGAUGGCUGUAACCGGAGGAGGAGGGUUCGAGACAGUGGCAUCGUCUCGCUGGCCGAAGGCGGAAGUCCAUGCUUUGAUCCAGCUGCGCAGCGGGCUGGAUUCAAAGUACGUAGAGGCCGGGCCAAAAGGACCGUUGUGGGAGGAGAUCUCGUUGGAAAUGCAGCGGCUUGGAUAUAACCGGAGCUCCAAAAGGUGCAAAGAAAAGUGGGAGAACAUCAACAAGUACUUCAAGAAAGUGAAGGAGAGUAACAAGAAGCGGCCGGAGGACGCCAAGACCUGCCCUUACUUCCAUCAGCUCGAUGCUCUCUAUCGGAAAAAACAUGGAGGUUCAUCAUCAAAUCUGAGAAGCAUUACUGUGGAGCCGGAGACGACGAGUACACAGCAACAAGAAAGGCCUCUUGCAAUCAUGGCACCACCACCAGUAGCAACUGCAACACCACCACCACCACCACCACCACAACAGCAACAACAGCAGCAACAACAAGAACAAGAAGUAGCUCAACAAGAUCAAUCUGAGGUGAAGAACGGAAGCAGCAGUAGCAACCAGGAUACUAGCAAUGGAGGACAUCAUCAAUCUAGUUUCUUCGAAGAAGGGACUAGUGGUGGCAAUGGAAGUGGUAGUGGGAGCUCGAUGAUGAAGAAGCCAGAAGACAUUAUGAAGGAGCUGAUGGAGCAGCAGAACCAUCAAGGGGUGAUGGACGAAACCGAAAAGCUUGAUGAACCUGAUAGCGAUAACAUGGAGCAGGAUGAUGAAGAUGAGGAUGAGGAUGAGGAUGAAGAGGAUAGGAAAAUGCAGUACAAGAUCCAGUUCCAGAGGCCCAAUGUAGGUGGAGGAGGAGGAGGUGGUGGUAGUGGUGGGGAUUCCGGUAAUGGUACCUCCACUAAAACGGCGGCGGCGGCGGCGGCGGCGGCCACCGCUGCCGGCUCCUUCUUGGCCAUGGUCCAAUAGAUAUCUCAUCUUUCCUUGCCUUUCUCCUCAAUUGUACCAUAUGUACCUACUAUAUAGACCGGUGAAACUCAACUCAACUCAACUCAUAUCAAAUCAAAUCAAAUCCAUUCCAAUCCAUUCUCUAUAUACUCAUCUCAUCUUCCUCUUUGGCAUAUAUAUCCUUUCAUAACCAUUUUAUCUAUUCAUCAUCAUCAUCUUCAUCCUCUUUCAUUGUCUACAAAGCUUCAUAUAUUCAUUUCCAUUAGCUUUUUGAUUCAUCCUUUGUUUUUCUAUUUUAUUGAUUUGUUGUGGAAUAAGGAAAUCCCUCUCCAGCCAACAGGGAGGACAAAGACAGUCUCAAAAAGAAGGCAGGAAUAAGCUCAAGCACACACACACACACACACACACACACACACACACACAGACAUAAACUCACAAGAGUACCCACAAAGAUUGUGAAGCUUCAGAGAAAUAUGGGUGGAAGAAUCAAUGGUGGGAGUCCGGCCGGCUUGUACAUGGAAACUCAAGGAAGAAGAAGAAGAAGAAGAAGAAGAAGAAGAAGAAGAAGAACUGUGUAUAUUUUUCUUCUUAAUGGCAGGAGAGAGAAAAAGAGAGAGAGAGAGAGAGAAGCUGAAUGUUUGGUGCGAGGAUUCUAUAUUUUCCAUUUUUUUAUCUUUUAAUUUAUUUAUGAUUAGUUCUCUACAUUAUUUACUUAUGAUGAUGAAGGUCUUUUUUUGAUCCUGGUUUGUGGCACUGUUACACUGUACACAUUAAUUAUUUCCUUGAUAUUAUUCUUCACAUUAUUAUUGUUCA